AUGGACGAAAGCUUGAAAGACAUUCUGUCCAGACACUGGAACGUCCUGGUCAGAUACAUCAAUCCUACUAGUUCUCUGAUCAGUGUCCUGGUGGAGGACAAAGUCCUGCCUUCGGCGAUGAUUGAGGACAUCAAGGUAAGAACAUCUUUGCAGCUCUGAGGGGCGGUGGAAUUCUCUCAUUAUUUCAUUUGCUAUAGAUGACUCGCCAAACAAUGGCGACGCGUGAAUGUCCCAUCUACCCUACUAAAGUUACUUGACAAAACACGGAACGUACUUUUAAAAAUACACAUCUUAGUGCUAACUCCUGGGAUAUUUGUAUGUGUUUGAGCGCCUAUUGAACACAGCGUUACAGACAUACAUACAUGCAUACAUACCUAGAAUAUUUUUAUUUAUAGUAACAAUUAAAAGGGGAAAAAAAACUAUUAGUUAUUAAUAAAUUCCACACCCCCCACCCCAAAUCACACCGUGUGUUGGGGAGGUGGCGGAGUGAAUGGUCAACGCUAGACUAUAUUGGGGAGGCAGCGUAUGGACCAGGUAAUCCAUUUUAUCCAAAGUACCACCAGUGAGCUUCAGAUGACAAAUCAUACUGUCGCAGUUUUCUUUGACCUCCAGAAUGCUUACGACAAAGUCAGGAGGGCCGGUCUGCUGUACAAGUUACAAUUGCUCAGAGUAACAACCAACAUCCACCGGUGGUUCAAUUUUUUCCCGUCAAACCGUACGCUUUCCACCCGUGUCGGAAACAAGGUUUCGGACAUGUGUGCACUCGAGGAUGGGGUCCCACAGGUGUCGGCCCUGAGCUGCACCCUCUUCCUGGCGUACGUGUAUGAUCUGCAGUCACUUUUGGUAACGAAGAACACAGUGUUUGCAAGUGAUUUGGCAAUCAAGUGCUCUGGCUCAUCCAUUCAGCAACUGCAGAGCCGGCUGCAAUGUGAUAUCACUGAGAUACAGGGUUACGCUCGGAAAUGGAGAUUGGUGGUAAAUGCGGAGAAAACUGUCUACUCAUUAUUUACCAACAGAAGGGAUGCUCUCUAAGAAGAUAUCCAUCUUCACACCUGCGGGAAGUCACUCAAAUGGGAUAAGUCACCCACGUAUUUGGGCAUAAAGUUGGACCAAAAACUCCAACUUCAUAACCAUGUACGAAAUUCGGCCCUCGAGCCACGUCCAAACUCAAACUGGUUAAAAAAUUUGCUAGCACUACUUGGGGAGCUGAUGCAAGACUUGUGAGAACACUCUAUCCCGGGAGCCUAAGACCUUGACUACAGCCUCCCGGUGCAGGGCUUUGCAAGCCGAACGGCUCUAGAGGGUCUGGACCGGAUACAGAAUCUAGCUCUCAGAUUUGUAAGCCGGGCUUUGCGUACUGAACCCAUGGCCGCCGUGGAAAUUAUCUCAGACAUAGAGCCACUACACAACAAGAGGGACAAGGCCAUCCUAACGACCGUAGAGCGUUACCGUCGAAUGGAAAGGACGAAACCCUGUUACCAAUUACAAGCCCGCUGGGUAAAGAGGACAAGGCUAAAAAGACCCUCCUGUAUGGAUGCGAUCCAUUCACUCGAGAACAAGCACCCUUUAGCAGGGAACAGGAAGAAAAUACGCCUGAUCCAGGAGAGAGCACCACAGGAUGGCUGCGAAGUGCCUGACGUCUGAAGCUGUCCAACACGGCAGUUAACAAGUCGAGCCCCUAAUAUGAGCAAAAUGGGACCGCUAUAGAGUCGAUCGAGUCAUAUAAAGACGACGUGGUAACAGUCUUCACGGACGGCUGCUAUCUCGUCAUCGAGUAGCGGGCAGGCUCCGGAACACUCAUCCAGUUUCCCAAAGCGGGUACCUCCAACGGAGGAAAUUUUUGUCCCAAGUGGCACGAAAAGCACUGCACUUGAAGCAGAAAUCGAAGCAAUAUUAAUGGGCCUGAAACAAGCGCGACGCAGAUUAGCCAGGCGUAAAACACGUCAAUCCAUUGUAGAGUUCACCAAUUCACAAUGUGCUCUUGAAAUUGUAAACAGGGGCUCUGUGAACACGAAAAUGACCAAUGCAAUUUUGAAGCUCGUACAUGACAUACAGUCUCACGGGGGCAACGUUACGCUUCAGUGGAUUCCAGGACAUGCGGGGAUCCCCCCACAGGAUAGAAAUGACUAUAUUUUGAGACAAGGCUCUUCCCAGCCUCAACCUAACCGACCAAUGACCCAACUGGGGAACAAGGCCUGGAUCAAGGACCUCUUCCGUGAGGAAUGGACUAAAGAAUUGGAAAAGGGAUCUACGCAGUCCGAACAAUUUACCGAAAUAUGCCCAAAACUAACCGAAAAGGCGAUUACUGGUGGUGUCUUAAACACCCCCAGCAGAGCCUCAUCACGCAGAUGAAGACAGAGCAUUGCCAUAGCCGUACCUACCUGAAUAGGCUGCACCCACUGCGGGACCCGAGCUGCCGCUAUUCUGGAAAGGCGCCGGAGAUCGGUCGAGCACCUACUAACCGAGUUCUCGGCAUUAACUACUGGUGUGACAGGGUGCUCCCAACCAACCAUGUCGAGAGCCUGAUUUACGGAACUGCCCAGCAGAUGAGGCAGGCCUGUACCAUACUUGCCAGGGCCAUUGAAGAGCUAUAGGUUGGUCCCAAAAAGUGAAUGACCUAUAAUAUGUACUGUUUGAUACGAAACAUAGAGUAAAAUAAGAGAUUAGAUUCUCUACAUAAUAGCAGUAGGUAACAAGUAGUAGAAAGAUCCACUUUCUAUGUAACAUUAAUUAAUCUGACUAAUGAAUAUAUCAAUAUUUCGAUGUUUGUAAAUCUGUUUAUAGAUUUAACCAUUUGUAAUCUGAGAGUCCAUUUCAGGACUUGGAAGGGUGAGACUCAAAAACUUUCCAACAAGACGAUGAAGCUGCAUAACUAAUAAACUGCGCAACAUUCUGCGCAGUCCGCUUUGUGUUUAGCACACAUAUCGUGAAGUGAUUGAAAAAUAAUUUUUAAAAAAUAUUUUAAAAAAACACAUUUUUGUUUAAAUUACCAUAAAAAUUGCAAGACACACAACGUGUCCUUCACAUUGUUAGGUAACAACAAGCCACUGAGCAAUAGCAAGGCCACCUCCCCCCCCCCCAACCUCCCAACGGUUCUGUUAGACUGAGACUCGCAUAAGAGGCACCCACCUCAUGAAUCAAAGACUGCAACAAGUCAAGGCUAUCUCCCCCUCCCUUGUAUGGAUGGCCAACAUAAGAUUCUCUGGCCCCCACGAUUCUUUGGGCAAUCAUCUCCAGUUUCGAACUAUCUUUAUCUUGUGCCUGCCUGGCAUUCCAUCACCCCAGGUUGGAUAAGAGACUUGGGGUGGGGGGGGGUGGGGGUGGGGAGGAGCAGUGAUCUUCAGCCUGGACUCUGUUACUGCUCUUGACAAAAUUUAAUCCAUCAUGUCGGACACAGGCAGCUAAACAUUCUACAACUGCUCAUAAAUAUAUAUUGGCAAUGUAAGUUCGUCUUGACCCAAAAACGGAUGCAAAUUUGAGCUAUCCCCACAACACACAUACCAAUGAAAACACACCAACCACACCAACCACACCAAUAAAAACACACCAACCACACCAACCACACCAACCACACCAAUAAAACCACACCAACCACACCAACCACACCAAUAAAAACACACCAAAAAAAAAAAAAAAACGGGCCACACUUUAGACACCUAGUUCCAGUUCUUGUUUCCUUGUUACGUUCCAGAAAGGCAACACUCGCCGUGAGAAGAACGAGAUCCUGUUAAAGUCCAUGAAACUAAGGGGCAACAUCUCCUACCGGAAGUUCAGAGAAGCCAUGUUAAAAUGUGGCCAGGUUUUUAUUGCGGACCUGCUUUACGAAGAAGGUAGAUAUGCCAGUUCGAGAUAUGUUUUUGACAUGAUUUAAUUUAACCUUAAUCCAUCUCAAAGACAUCAAAUCAAGUCCACGAAAUAUUGAAACAUUAGUUACUGUAAUAUUUGGGUGGCCGAGUGGUCUAAGCUGAGUAAAUCUCUCAAGUUGAUGGUCUGGAGUUCUAUCCCCAACCAAAGCACGGGCAAGCAAAAAAAAAACAUCACAUGCAUCCCGGGUGGAUGAGACUUGUUAUUCAGACUCAUGGGCGGAUAACAUUUGUGCAAUGAAACAUUCCGAUGUAAACAAAGGCCUAUCCAAAGGCCUGUCCUUUGUGUUGAUUUGAGAAAGUUUGAAAUGUUCAAAUGUAAGGAUGUAACUAUGAUCUUUUUUAAUGUUUCGAAACCCGUCGCGCCAGAAAAUUUAAUUCAUUCGUUUUUUUUUUAUCGCAGAAUUAAAAAAACACACACACAUAAAAUUAACAAAAACGUCUCCAACUUUCAUAAGGUCAAGGUGAUCUAUUUUAGCAUUGGCCACGACCCCGCUAUCAAUCUGCACUGUAGUUGAGUAAAAUAGAUUGGUGUUUGUAUGACAUAACGCCGGCACUGAGCCACAAUGUUCUGUGUUUUACAAAAUAUAUUGGUGUUUCUAUCAUAUACCACUGGCACUGAGCCACAAUGUUCUGUAUUUUACCAAAUUUUAAUAUAUUGGUGUUUUAUGACAUAACACCGGCACUGAGGCACAAUGUUCUGUGCUUUACAAAAUAUAUUGGUGUUUUUAUGACAUAACACCGGCACUGAGCCACAAUGCUCUGUGUUUUACAAAAGACUUUGUUUUUUAAAAUCAUAUAACUCCGGUACUGAGCAACAUUCUUUUUGUGUGUUUCACUAAAGACACGUUGCACAUGUAUCAGCUAAUGUGUUAUCGUUAACUUGACAGAGGUCAUCGGGUCGAUGGUUGAUGAGAAUGACCUAACGUCCGUCCCUUCUCUCAAACUUUCUCUGUCCAAUGAAGAACUCAAG
Molecule: messenger RNA, 4836 nt
Organism: Lymnaea stagnalis (great pond snail)
Lineage: Eukaryota; Metazoa; Mollusca; Gastropoda; Lymnaeidae
Source: the annotation of a GenBank genome assembly